UCCAGGUGUCACUAGGCUGCUCGGUGCGGCGCUGGGGAGCAGAGCCGCCGGGAAGAUGUGAACCAGGCCAGCGCUCAAGACCCGUCACAACAAUACCGAUAAUAAAGCCUAUCUGUUCGACACUGAGCGCGCCGACGGACGUACGGUACGGGACGGGAGUCUACACGGACAGCACGUUGAUACGCGGCGUUGUCUCUCCCGUAUCAGCGGAGUAGCGGAGCGCACCGCCCGGAGCAGCCAUCUUUAGUGGGAGAAUGGACGGGGGGGCGACGCGGCGGGCCUGGUCGGGCUGCGGCCGGAGCCUGAGCCGCGGGGGGCCGGGGACGCUGCUCACUCCUCUGCUGGUGCUCUUCUCCGUGGUCGGUCUCCUCUCCGGGACUCCCCGGCUGUCGGAUGUGAAAGACUGCGACAAACCCUGCGUGAACGGCCGGUGCAACACGGCCACUGGCGGCUGUGUGUGCCUUGCCGGCUGGGUGGGGGAGCAGUGCCAGCACUGCGGUGGUCGCUUCAGGUUGACCGGACCUUCUGGGUACCUGACGGACGGACCCGGGAACUACAAAUACAAGACCAAGUGCACCUGGCUGAUCGAGGGACAGCCCAACACCAUCCUCCGACUGAGGUUCAACCACUUUGCCACCGAGUGCAGCUGGGACCACCUCUACGUGUACGAUGGGGACUCCAUCUACGCCCCCCUGCUGGCCGCCUUCAGCGGUCUGAUCAUCCCGGAGCGCUAUGGCAACGAGACCACCCCGGAGGUGGCCUCCGUCUCCGGCUACGCCCUGCUGCACUUCUUCAGCGACGCCGCCUACAACCUGACCGGCUUCAACAUCUCCUACAGGGUGAACUCGUGCCCUAAUGACUGUUCGGGGCGUGGCGAGUGUCGCCCCGGUAACGGGACGGGCUUGGCGGUGCAGUGCGAGUGCGAGGACCAGUGGAAGGGGGAGGCGUGCCAGGUGCCCUACUGCCAGGCCGACUGUGGCUACCCAGAGAGGGGCUACUGCCAGACCAGCAACAAGGCCUGCUCCUGCUACCCCGGCUGGCAAGGUCCCGGCUGCUCCGUGUCGGUGCCGGCCAACGCCUCCUACUGGCGGCGGGAGGAGUACGAGGAGGCGGGGCUUGCGCGGGCCUCCCACCGGGCGCUGGUCCACCAGGGGGUGAUGUGGGUCAUCGGGGGCUACGUCUUCAACACCUCCGACUACCAGAUGGUCAAAGCGUUUGACUUGACCGCCCGGAGCUGGCUGUCCCUGGACGCCAGUGUGAACGUCGUCACGCCUCGCUACGGACACUCGCUCGCCGAGUACGAGGGGAAGGUCUACAUGUACGGGGGGAAGAUCGACUCCACGGGCAACGUGUCCACCCAGCUGUGGGCCUUCCAUGUGCAGAACCAGACCUGGGUGUUGCUGAGCCCGCGGGCCAAGGAGCAGUACGCGGUGGUGGGCCACACGGCCCACGUGGUGCCCCCGCUGGCGGACCAGGAGGAGGGCGGCGGGGCCGGGGGCGCCGUCAUGCUGGUGCUGUUCGGACACUGCCCGCUCUACGGGUACAUCAGCCAGGUCCAGGAGUACGACAUCGCCAGGAACUCGUGGCGCAUGGUGUCCACGGACGGGGCCCUGGUGCAGGGGGGCUACGGCCACAGCAGCGUGUACGACCCCGCCUCGCGCUCCAUCUACCUGCACGGCGGCUACAAGGCGUACAGCGCCAACAAGUACGGCCUGGCCGGAGACCUCUACAAGUACCAGGUGGAGGGCAGCAAGUGGACCAUCCUGCGGGACAGCGGCUUCUACCGCUACCUGCACUCUGCGGUGCUGAUGGGCGGGGCCAUGCUGGUGUUUGGCGGGAACACGCACAACGACACGUCCAUGAGCCACGGCGCCAAGUGCUUCUCCACGGACUUCAUGAGCUACGACCUCGGCUGUGAUGAGUGGAAGGUUCUCUCUCGACCUGAUCUCCAUCAUGACGUCAACCGCUUCGGUCACUCUGCGGUCUUCAGCGACGGGGUGAUGUAUGUGUUCGGAGGGUUCAACAGCCUGCUCAUGAGCGACGUGCUCGUGUACACCUCCCCCAACUGCUCCGCCUACUCAAGCCCCGCCUCCUGCGGCCAGGCCUGGCCCGGGAUUCGCUGCGUGUGGAACGACACGUCGGAGGCCUGCCUCCACGCCCACCUGCAGCCCUCGGCCGCCUGCGCCGGGCGCACGUACCCAGAGAGCGAGCGCUGUGAGCAGUACACCGACUGCUACAGCUGCACCGCCAACACCAACGGCUGCCAGUGGUGCGCUGUCAAGUGUCUGUCGCUGGGCAGCAACUGCUCCUCGUCCUCGGGGGCCGUGAGCGAGUACGACGGCUGCCCCAAGGACAACGCCUCGUUCGUGUGCAACAAGAAGACCAGCUGCAAGAGCUGCUCCUCGGACCAGAACUGCCAGUGGGAGCCACGCAACCAGGAGUGCAUCUCCCUGCCAGAAAACGUGUGUGGCGAGAGCUGGCAUCUGGUGGGCAACUCGUGCCUCAAGUUCCUGACGGCGAAGGACUCGUACGACAACGCCAAGCUGGCGUGCCGCGGGUACAGCGGGGUGCUGGCCUCGCUCACCUCCCCCAAGGAGGUGGACUUCGUCCUGAAGGAGCUGCAGAUCAUGAGCGUGGUGUACAAGGCGCUGGUGACCCCCUGGGUGGGCCUGAGGAAGAUCAACGUGUCGUACUGGUGCUGGGAGGACAUGUCGCCCUUCUCCAACACCAGCCUGCAGUGGCUGCCCGGGGAGCCCAGCGACGCCGGCUUCUGCGGCUACCUGGCGGAGCCGGCGGCUAGCGGCCUGCGCGCCCAGAGCUGCAUCAACCCCGUCAACGGCAGCCUGUGCGAGCGCCCCGCCAACCACAGCGCCAAGCCGUGCCGCACGCCGUGCGCCAUGCGCACCAACUGCAACGAGUGCACCAUCAGCAGCUCGGAGUGCAUGUGGUGCAGCAACAUGAAGCAGUGUGUGGACUCCAACGCCUACGUCGCCUCCUUCCCCUUCGGCCAGUGCAUGGAGUGGUACACCCUGAGCACCUGCCCACCGGAGAACUGCUCGGGGUACGGGACCUGCUCCCAGUGCAUGGAUCAGCCGGGCUGCGGCUGGUGCACCGACCCCAGCAACACGGGCAAGGGCCAGUGCAUGGAGGGCUCCUACCGGGGGCCCUUCCAGACGGAGGUGCCCGCCCCCUCCAGCCUGCCCGGCAUGGCGCCCGGCCUGCAGGUGGCGCUCAACGCCAGCAUGUGUCCCGGCCAGGCCAAGUACAACUGGUCCUUCGUCCACUGCCCAGCGUGCCAGUGCAACGGCCACAGCCAGUGUGUGAACCAGAGUGUGUGUGAGAAGUGCGAGGACCUCACCACCGGAACCCACUGCGAGAGCUGCGUCUUCGGCUUCUUCGGCGAACCCACCAACGGCGGCAGCUGCCAGCCGUGCCGGUGUAACGGCCACGCUGGCAUGUGUAACCCCACCAACGGAAAGUGUUACUGCACCACCAAAGGCAUCAAGGGAGACCGCUGCCACCUGUGUGAAGUGGAGAACCGUUACCAAGGCAACCCCCUGAAAGGAACCUGCUACUACACGCUGCUCAUCGAUUACCAGUUCACCUUCAGCCUAUCCCAGGAGGACGACCGCUACUACAUCGCCAUCAACUUCGUGGCCACGCCGGAGGAGCCGAACCGCGACCUGGACAUGUUCAUCAACGCUUCCAAGAACUUCAACCUGAACAUCACCUGGGCCACCAGCUUCACAGCUGGGACCCAGAGUGGGGAGGAGAUCCCCAUCGUCAACCGGAUCAACAUCAAGGAGUUCAAGGAGAGCUUCUCCAACGAGAACUUUGACUUCCGCAACAACCCCAACAUCACCUUCUUCGUCUACGUCACCAACUUCACCUGGCCCAUCAAGAUACAGAUUGCCUUUUCGCAGCACAGUAACUUCAUGGACCUGGUGCAGUUCUUUGUCACAUUCUUCAGCUGCUUCCUGUCUCUGCUCCUGGUCGCCGCCGUCGUCUGGAAGAUCAAACAGAGCUGCUGGGCGUCUCGGCGACGAGAGCAACUGCUGAGGGAGAUGCAGCAGAUGGCCAGCCGACCCUUCGCCACCAUCAACGUGGCCAUGGAGGUGGAGGAGGAGCCGCCCGACCUGGUUGGAGGAAACGUCAAGAGCAUGCCUAAGCCCAUCGCCCUGGAGCCCUGCUUCGGGAACAAGGCGGCCGUCCUCUCCAUCUUCGUGCGGUUACCCAGAGGCUCCGGGGGCAUCCCGCCCCCCGGCCAGUCAGGCCUUGCGGUGGCCAGCGCCCUGGUCGACGUGUCCCAGCAGAUGUGUCUGGGCUUCAAGGAGAAGUCCGGAGGCCUGCGGAGCCGCAAGCAGCAGCCCAGCGCACAGCCCUCCACCUGCAUCUGACCACGCCCCCCCCUGAGCCCCGCCCCCCCCCUGAGCCCCGCCCCCCUGCCCCGCCCCCGCCUCCCCCCCGCCCGCACCCCGACCACCGGACCGGCCGCACGGCACCGGCGGGAGGUGCAUGCUGGGAUGUCCCGCACAGGAACUUCCUGGGUGGUUGGGGGGCGGGGGGGGGGGGGGGAGGGGGGGGGGAGGUGGUGUGGGCGGGGCUUGUUGCAUGUAGGACUCCAUCCAGCUGCUGCUCCUUAGACUGAUUGACAGGAACUGGAACACGGAAGGGGUGUUGAGGAGGAGGAGGAGGGGGGACAGGAAGUGAAGACCCUCACCCGACCCCCGCCUGGAGUUACAAAAAAAGAGGACCAGUGAGGGGCCAGAGGAGCCCUGCUGCGAGCGGGGGCGGGGCCUCGCCGUUUUCCACGCGGUCCACAAGACUGUACGACCGGCUGGCGCUCCCUGAACUUAACUUAUUACCCUUUACCCGCCGCUCACUACCGCUGUUUGGGUUACCACACACACACACACACACACACACACACACACACACACACACACACACACACAAAUAUGCGCCAACACACACACAGAUGAACAUACUCUACCCCGGACAGUUCAGAGCCUGCCCUGUUCUGCCAGCCAACGGUUCACCGAUGGACGGACGGACAGACAAAGUGUGCACACUUACACUUUCUCGAACCGCACGCGCUCUCUCUCUCUCUCUCUCUCUCUCUCUCUCUCUCUCUCUCUCUCUCUCUCUCUCUCUCUCUCUCUCUCUCUCUCUCUCUCUAACACACACAACCAUGUAACCACGCACACAGCCUAGCCUCAGCCCGUGGUUUUACAGAGAAGAACCACAACGAGGCCUCUCGUUGUUGUUUAAUGAUGGCCGCCGCCGCGCUUUAAAUGUAGCUGGACGCAGCGCGGAGCUACGGCCCCCAGUCCAGCGGCCGGCGACGCCCACGGGGAACCCCUCCCGUGCCGGGGCCCGCGAGGAGGGGUUGGCUACGGGGCCAAUUCCUCACCAUCACAGCCCCUGACUUGUCCACAACCGCUAAUUGCUCCCAGAAUGCAACGCUGUCCGUCUGCGCUCCCGGCACUCUGAAACCCUUCAUCUCUGAGCUCACCCUGUGACGGGGUGGUGGUGACGGAGGCGAUGGUAUUGGUGGUGUAGGAGGGGAUGGUGAAGAAGAAGGUGGAGGAGGAGAGGGACCCGUAACAGGCUGGGAUGAUGGGUGGAUCCGGUGGGAUGGGGGGGCCAAGGAGGAGGUCCCAUGCAGAAGUAUUGCCGUCUUUUGUUGAGCGGUUGAACUCAACGGGGGUGGGGGGGGGGGGGGUGUAUGUGCAGGGGGGGUCGGCUUGUUUAUCUGGAGGGGAGAAAGGAACACAAGGAAACAAAGCGUGCGUUCGAUUCCGGCGCACCCCUGGACUAUUGUCAAUUUUCUUCCCGCAAAUGGAUGGGUUUAUUGGAUUUACCUCGGCUGCUGUUUCCCUUCAAUCACAACGCCAUUUCAGACGGCGGCCGUUACUGUCAUGAAGGGGGGAGGGGGGAGGGGGGAGGGGGCGAGUGGGAGGAACGAAAACAUUCGAGGCACAGAGAAAAACGGUUUCAAAAGAAGGACAUAAAAAAAAGAAAGCGGUUCUUCAAAAAACGAGAACUACUUUCUGAAAUGUCGGCCGCGGUCGCGGGGACGUGGGCGGCCGAGCGCGCCGCGGAGCGCUUGUUUUCCUCGCCUUGUCGGAGCGUUUGCUGUUUUUCCUGUUUUCGUCCCCCCCUCACUUCCCCAAUCCCCCUCCUUUGACAAAUGAACCCGAGGGAAUGGAAGCGUGCUGCUGGCCAGGGUGAUGCCGCGUGCAUGUGCGUGCGUGCGCGUGUGCGCGUGCACACACCGCCGGCUCCAGCGCUGGCGUUUGCGCGGCCCGCUAAUGCUAGCGCGCCGCGGCGCCUUGCCCUUCGCGGGGCUCAUGAGGGAUUAAUGGCUAACGUGCGCGGCGGCGCUAAAGGUCACGCUUUUAGCGCACGGGGGGGGGGAAAGGUCGGAGGGAGAGCGGGAACAAAAAGGUGACAUUCUGAUAUUAAAUGAAUUGGUGUUGGGGGGGGGACGACUCCCUCCAUCUGCCCCUCGGGUAGGCCCCCUUUCUUCCCCAUCCCCCCCCCCAUUUCCUUCAUCUCCUCUUUCCCCCCACAUCUUAUCCCUCCCCCUUCCACCCCAUCUCCCCCGUCACCCUCAUCCCCCCAUUUCCUCACUCUCCCCAACCCCCCCCCUCCUCCUCCUCCCCCCCCCCCCCCCCCCCCCCCCAACCGCAUCGCUCUCUAUGGCUGCCCGGGAGCUCUUGAGCAAGACCGACAUGUUACCUACGAUUUUAGGUUACAUUUCCUCACAGUGAAUCCAGAAUCCAGCCCUCCCACGAUCGUUCCUGAUUAUAUUCCAUGCUCAAUUAUGUGUGUGCGUGCACACACACACACACACACGCACACACACAAGCUACUCAUCCUAAUUUCCAAGCUGGGAAUCGAUGCUCUCCAUCUCCUCGCGCAGAGAUCGAUGACCCGUUUCCUGCCGCAGAGGAAGAAGGCGAGGGCAGGGGGCGGGUGUUUUGUGCGUGCGUGUCUCCAGCGUGUGCGCGUGAGAUCAACACUGGAGGUCUUCCACGGGGGAGCAGGAUUUCUGGGUAUGAAUGUACAAUAAAUGAUGCUCGCCAAGCACAAACUCUUCAGAACAUUCGGGCUCAUGUUAGCAUUGUUAGCCUAGCAGCCUUUGUCUGUGGCUGGUUAAGGGGGGGUUUCGAACCAGCAGCCAACGGCCCGUCUUACGGUGGCGUGUGAAGCGGUUGAUAUAACUGGUGCAGUGUCUGGCCUGCCUUGCUCAGGGGCAACGCACCACACCCACAUAAACCCCGAUCCACAGCAUGUCCGGGAGCGCCGUGGUAACGCCGGUUAGUCUAGGUUUAGUUUCUGGAGUUUGUCGGGGAAUUCAGGUGGUUAACGCUGGCGUUUUGUACGUCCCUUAAUUGAUUUUGACGUCAUAUUUAAUGUUGUCCACAUGCGGAAACACUUCCUUGUUCAUGAAUCAUGGUCAUGAGACUUCACUGAGUGUUUAUGAUUCUGCCGCCAUUUUGAAUACCUGGGCUGAAUAUAAACUGCAAUUUCUGUUCAGUUCUGGUCGACUGACAAAAAAAAACUUCAUUAGAAGAUCUACCUUUUUUGGCUGUACAUGGUCAAAUAUAAUUAUGAUUAUUAUAGAUGUAUAUAUGUCUUGAGAUUUUAAAUACACACAAUCAAAGUCUUUCGGAGUGACUGAAAUUAUUCGGUGCAAAUACAGCUAGCUAAUGCUAGCGACUAUAGCGGGCAUUUUAAACUGUCAGUUGGUACUCAAGAUGGCGGCCGUACUACAUUAGCUUACACGCAGCAGCGGUUCCUAAUGACCCCUAAUCAUUCAAUGCCUCAGAUGACGGCAAAUUGGUAGCAUACAACGCCGUAAACACUAGCCUAACUUAUUCUAAUCCCUUUCCUCAGUAUCUGGGGGAAGAAAAUUCAACUCAAAUAAUGUCUCCCUCUUCUUCCACCAUCUCCGAGGCUAGGAUUAACGGUUUUACAAACACUACAUCCCCCUUACGAAAUCUCCCUCCGUGUACGCGAGUAAUAGCCUACAAUGUAAAUACAACAGCCAAAUCGCCCUUAAACUGAAGUUGACUUGAGAAGAUGAUGACAAAAGAAAAUAGAAACACGUACUUUAAGCACUAGCACAGUAUUGAAAUGUUGUUCUGAUAUCUACCAUGGGGUUCAUACACUGGAAUGAGGCCAUCCUGCCUGGAUAUGUUUUCUCCCUUAGGACAGUGGCAUUAUAUUAUACAGAGGGAGUAGUUUGUCAAUAUGUAUAAUUUAGCAGCGAUGCGCAUUUGGAUUUUAUGUUUAUUUUUGUAAAUAUCGAGAAGGUAUUGUGAAUGAACAUUUGUUGAAUGGUUUUUUUCUGAAGCCAUUUACGGCGAAAGACCCUGCGGCUUUUGAAAAUGUGAGUACUCUACAUAGCAUAUUUUGUAUGUAAAGCGGCAGCGUUUAAAAAACUAUUAUUAGAAGCUGAUGAAACUAUGUAAAACCUGAGGAUAGCUCACUGAACCUGUAAUUACAAAUGUACAUAACAGAAUGGCAGAACAUUUUUGUCUAUUAUUAAAUGUAAACAAUACCA
Gadus morhua (Atlantic cod) is the source of this 8575-nucleotide messenger RNA. It is a transcript of the gene atrn, whose product is annotated as attractin. Gene Ontology annotation, molecular function: protein binding. The record is from RefSeq and is a predicted model, not a curated record. Lineage: Eukaryota; Metazoa; Chordata; Actinopteri; Gadiformes; Gadidae. Gene Ontology annotation, cellular component: Golgi apparatus. The transcript is spliced from 29 exons. Bases 255 to 4397 code for a protein of 1380 amino acids.